Molecule: messenger RNA, 1695 nt
Organism: Nycticebus coucang (slow loris)
Lineage: Eukaryota; Metazoa; Chordata; Mammalia; Primates; Lorisidae
Gene: BCL7B
Product: BAF chromatin remodeling complex subunit BCL7B
Exons: 6
Coding region: 145-753 (202 amino acids)
Source: RefSeq, a predicted model, not a curated record
AGGGUGCGCGCGCUCCCUCGCGCACGCGUGCACGGAGGGGGCGAGUGACGCUGCGGCGGCGGCGGGCGGGCGGCGGCGCGUGAGGCGCGCGAUCCCCAGUGUCUUGGGAGCAGUGCCCCGACCCCCGCCGCUCCCGCCGCCGCCAUGUCGGGCCGGUCGGUCAGGGCCGAGACCCGCAGCCGGGCCAAGGACGAUAUCAAGAAGGUGAUGGCGGCCAUUGAGAAAGUGCGAAAAUGGGAGAAAAAGUGGGUGACUGUGGGUGACACAUCUCUUAGGAUAUUUAAGUGGGUUCCUGUGACAGACAGCAAGGAGAAAGAAAAGUCAAAAUCGAACAGUUCAGCAGCCCAGGAACCUAAUGGCUUUCCCUCUGAUGCCUCAGCCAAUUCUUCUCUCCUUCUUGAAUUCCAGGAUGAAAACAGCAACCAGAGUUCUAUGUCUGAUGUCUAUCAGCUCAAGGUGGACAGCAGCACCAACUCAAGCCCCAGCCCCCAGCAGAGCGAGUCCCUGAGUCCAGCACACACCUCUGACUUCCGCACAGAUGACUCCCAGCCCCCCACUUUGGGCCAGGAAAUCCUUGAGGAGCCCUCACUGCCUGCCUCAGAAGUUGCUGAUGAACCGCCUACCCUCACCAAGGAAGAGCCAGUUCCACUGGAGACGCAGAUUGCUGAGGAAGAGGAAGACUCAGGUGCCCCACCCCUGAAGCGCUUCUGUGUGGACCAACCCGCAGUGCCGCAGACAGCGACAGAAAGCUAGCACCAUCCUGGCACCCUCUGCCUCCUGACCCCUGCCUCUAUUUAUUGCAUUCUGGUUCCGGCCGUGCUGUGUUGCUGGGGUGAUGGCAAGCACUGGGGUCCAGAGCCUGCACAUGUGAGCCUCCAGCCUGGAGACUGACAUAGGACUUGGGGUUGUAGCAUCAUCUUCACAUCUGUGGCACCUGUGUCUGCUUGCUUCUGAGGAGAGGAGCACUCAUGUCCUUUUUGCACCCCAAGUAGGCUAGAGCAUCAGCCAUCCCAAGGUUCAUCUGUCACCUCUAGGUAGCAGUCUCUGCUCCUGAACCUCUUGACUGCUCUGCUGGUGCUUUUUAUGAGAAGGAGAUGCAGAAGGUGCUCUCUAGAGAAGAGAGAGCCUAGAGUUACUUGAACUUGAAUGGAGAUUCAUGGACUUCCCUACAGGGCUAGGGCCCUGUAGGCUACUGUUGGAGAAAGACAGGGAGAAACUUUGGAGGGGAGGGAAGGACCUUUCUCCACAUGAGGGCAGAAAGUCUUUAGAGAUGUGCUGUCCUGGCACUCGCCCAUUCUUGAGGUUGUCUUGCCUCUUGUGGGCUCUCUAGCUGCUGACAGUUCUUUGUGCCCCACUGUAACCGUCCCCUGCCCACCAGCACUCACAUGCACACGCACAUGCAGCUUUUUGUUUUCACCUGUACAUUUCAUUCCAACAUCCCCUGCCUCCUGUCACAGACCCUGCUCCAGGAGGAACUUGAGGUUCUGACAAAAGUACCCGUCCCUCACAGUACUCCUUCAGCUCAGACUUUCUAGAAAGUUCCCUUUUCUUUGAAAUCUGCAUGUUUAAUUCGACUUUAUGAUUUUAUUUUUUUGUUUCAAAAAAAGUUUAAGAAAAUGGAAAUGGGCAACAGUGAGUGAAGACAUAUUUUAGCACUGAAUAGAAUAUUUUUAAAAUUAAACUAUUUGAAAUAUG